Molecule: messenger RNA, 303 nt
Organism: Dicrocoelium dendriticum
Lineage: Eukaryota; Metazoa; Platyhelminthes; Trematoda; Plagiorchiida; Dicrocoeliidae
Source: the annotation of a GenBank genome assembly
AUGCGCUGGGUACCUUUAGAGGCAAAUCCUGAGUAUUUGCGCGAUUUAGGUGUGAAGCACGGGUGCAAGUUUGUAGAUGUCUACGGUCUGGAUGUUGAUUCUCUCAAAUCUGUACCCAAGCCUGUCUUAGCAGUUCUUUUGUUGUAUCCCCUCUCGCAGUCUGCUGAGGACACGUCGCUUGGCGAACCUACUGAGAGCAAUAAUUUAAUUCUAAUUAAACAGGUUGUCAGCAAUGCUUGUGGCACCAUAGCCUUGUUACACUGCAUUGCAAACAAUCAGCACCGUAUUGAAUUUGACGGUUAG